Messenger RNA from Pyrgilauda ruficollis (rufous-necked snowfinch), 1575 nucleotides. RefSeq lists its product as uncharacterized. The transcript has 2 exons. The coding region runs from base 285 to 1325 and encodes 346 amino acids. The record is from RefSeq and is a predicted model, not a curated record. NCBI's taxonomy places the organism in Eukaryota, Metazoa, Chordata, Aves, Passeriformes, Passeridae.
GCUGUGUCCCCCCGUGUCCCUCCGGUCCCCCGGGCUGUGUCCCCACGGGUCCCCCCGUCCCCGCCGCGCGGAGCCGCCGCCACCGCCCCGGGGGGGACAGCGGGGGAGGCCUGAGAGCGGUGGAGCCCCGGGAGCGGGCACGGCGCGAGUGAUCCCGGUUCGGCUGGGACAUCCCGGUGCGGCUGGAGCAUCCUGAAACUUCCCAGGCUCACCGGAGGGAGUUAUCCCGGUUUUCCAUAAGCACCGGGGGCAGUUAUCCCGGUUUUUUGAGCAUCCCGGUUUCCAUGGGCACCGGGGGCAGUUAUCCUGGUUUUUGGAGCAUCCCGGUUUUCCAUCUGCACCGGGGGCAGUUAUCCCGGUUUUCCGUGGGCACCGGGGGCAGUUAUCCCGGUUUUCCGUGGGCACCGGGGGCAGUUAUCCCGGUUUUCCGUGGGCACCGGGGGCAGUUAUCCCGGUUUUCCUUCUGCACCGGGCGCGGUUAUCCCGGCUUUUGGAGCAUCCCGGUUUUCCAUCUGCACCGGGAGCAGUUAUCCCGGCUUGCACGGGCAGCGGGGGCAGUUAUCCCGGUUUUUGGAGCAUCCCGGUUUUCCGUGGGCACCGGGGGCGGUUAUCCCGGUUUCCUCGAGCACCGGGCGCAGUUAUCCCGGUUUUUGGAGCAUCCCAAACUCUCCCACACUCCGUUUCCCCCAGAGACGCCGCGCUCCAGCCUUGGGAUCCUCCGGGAGCCGCAUCCCGCUCCUGGAAUUCCCGGGAUGCCCGGGACGAGCCCGAUUCAGCCGUGCCUCAACCCUGCUCCGCCCGCUCCCCCCGCCUGGAUCCCGAAUCCCGAAUCCCGGAGAUCCUUCCCGGGAGUUUUCCAGCCGGGAAUGGGGCGCAUUUCCCGGGAAUGCCGUGCAUGGGCAGCGUUUCUUGCACUAAAUCCCAACCCCGAUCCCGCCGCCGGUGCCGCUUCUCCCAAAUCCCAAAUCCCAGCGGGACAUUCCCGGCUCCAGCUCCGAAUUCCCUGGAAUUCUGUCGCAAUAAGGGGCGGGACAAGGAGGGGACACGGGGAGGGACAAUGGGGGAGGGGGUGGGAGCCGCUUCGCUGCUGCCGCGGGAAGGAAUUCCGGGAUUCCCGGGAUUCCCUGGAUCGGCUUUUCCAGCGGGAUCCACGCUGGGAAUGCGCUCCCUCCUUUCCCUGCUUCGCUUCGCGGGGUUGGUGGCACUUGGGGACAACCAUUCCCAAAGGGAAAAAUCUGGGAAAAAGAGGGAAAAGCGGGGAAAGGGGGGGUGGUCCCGAGUCUCCUCCUGUUCCUCUUCCCAAAAAUCAGGUUGGAAUUUUUUGAGGGUUUUUUUUUCCCCCUCCUCUUUCGAAGAAUCCAUGGAAUUUCGAAGAAUCCAUGGAAUUUUGGGGUUUGGGGUUUUUUGGGAUCCCAAAUCGAAGCCAUUUUGCAGAGCAAUAAGGGCAGGGGAAUCCGGGAUUCCCGAGGGAAAGGCUCCGUGUUCCUGGGAAAAUCCCACUGGGAUCGGGGAGGGAAAUUUGGGAAUGUGGGAAGGGAAAUUUGGGAAUUGGGGAUGGAGUUUGGGAAGGGAAAU